ACGGAACGCAUUUGUGUCAUAAAGAAAACUGUGUAAUGUAAUUACACACAAAGUAACGAGUCUACCUUAAUGCAAGCAAAAACGCAGAAGAACCACUUUUGUUGUGAUUUCUACAGACACAGUGUGUAAGUACAGUGAAAUGGCAGGAGCCAGUAUUUCAGUGGAUCAGGAUCAGUUCUGUUGUCCGGUGUGUUUGGAUCUCCUGAAGGAUCCAGUGACCAUUCCCUGUGGACACAGUUACUGUAUGAGCUGUAUUACAGACUGCUGGAAUCAGGAUGAUCUGAGGGGAGUCUAUAGAUGUCCUCAAUGCAGAAAAACCUUCACUCAAAGACCUGAUUUAAGUAAAAACGUGGUGUUUGCUGAAAUGGUGACGAAACUGAAGAAGACGAGAAUCCAAGAGAAUCCCUGUUACGCUGGUGCUGCAGAUGUGGAGUGUGACGUCUGUACUGGAAGAAAACAGAAAGCCGUCAAGUCCUGUCUGGUGUGUCUCAACUCUUACUGUCAGAAUCAUCUUGAACAACAUAAGAAUUUCUUCAAGAGUAAGAGACACAACUUGAUUGAUGCCACUGGAAGACUCCAGGAGAUGAUCUGCCCUCUACAUGAUAAAAUGCUGGAAAUUUACUGCCGCACUGACCAGAGGUGUAUUUGUAUGUUGUGUAUGGUGGAUGAACACAAGAAUCACAACACUAUAUCAGCUGCAGCAGCAAGGACUGAGAAACAGAGAGAUUUGUUGCAAACACAGAGUAAACUGCAGCAGAGAAUCAAGGAUAAAGAGAAAGAUGUUCAGGAGUUGAGAGAAUUUCAAUUGUGUAUUUUACAGUGCUCUGCGCAGACAGCAGUGGAGGACUGUGAGCUGAUCUUCACUGAGUUGAUCUCAUCCAUUGAGAGAAGGUGCUCUGAGGUGACACAGCUGAUCAGAGAUCAGGAAAAGGCUGCAGUGAGUCGAGCUGAAGAACUCUUGAUGCAACUGGAGCAGGAGAUUGAUGAUCUGAGGAGGAGAAAUGCUGAGAUGCAGCAGCUUUCACACACAAAUGAUCACAUCCACUUCCUGCAGAGUUUCCAGUCUCUUUGUCUCUUUGGAUCUGCAGUCAGAAUAAAAAUCAGCUCUCAUCUCUCAUAUGAUCCUGUUGGGAAAUCUGUCUCUCAACUCAGAGACAAAUUGCAGCAUUUCUGCAGAGGGGAGAUAGAGAAGAUAUCUGCUAGAGUGAGAGGCACUAAGAUCAUACAAAAUUCAGGUCAGUUCAGUCUGGAUCUGAACACAGUGAAUCCACUUCUCCAUUUCUCAGAGAGGAACAACAUGUUGACCUUCUCUGACACCAAGCACUAUCCUGAUUAUCGUUGGGUGUAUAAAGAGAGAGAGGGGGGAGGUGGUUGCUUGGAGUUUGAGUGGAGUGGGAAGUAAUGUGGAUAUAGAAGUGACAUAUAAGAGCAUCAAGAGGAAGGAAGAGGGUAAAGAGUGUGUGAUUGGAUGUAAUAAUCUGUCCUGGAGAUUGGACUGCACUCCCUACUAUUUCUCAUUCUGGCACAAUAGCAUGGUGUGAAGUCCCUGUGUCUUCUAGUCCCUUUAGAAUAGGAGUGUAUGUGGAUCACAAAGCAGGAAUUCUGUCCUUCUAAAGCAUCUCUGAUACAAUGAGUCUCAUUCACAGAGUCCAGACCACAUUCACUCAACCUCUGAUUCCUGGGAUUGCAGUAAAUAAGAACACAACUGCAAAACUGUGUCAUCUUACAAUAUGAUACAAUGA
Messenger RNA from Xyrauchen texanus (razorback sucker), 1742 nucleotides. Its product is annotated as E3 ubiquitin/ISG15 ligase TRIM25-like. NCBI's taxonomy places the organism in Eukaryota, Metazoa, Chordata, Actinopteri, Cypriniformes, Catostomidae. The transcript has 7 exons. Gene Ontology annotation, molecular function: zinc ion binding. Bases 140 to 1402 code for a protein of 420 amino acids. The record is from RefSeq and is a predicted model, not a curated record.